Molecule: messenger RNA, 131 nt
Organism: Dentiscutata erythropus
Lineage: Eukaryota; Fungi; Glomeromycota; Glomeromycetes; Diversisporales; Gigasporaceae
Source: the annotation of a GenBank genome assembly
AAACUAAGUUCUCUGAUGAAGUUUUUUCAAUAGAUUCAACUGUUAAAGCAGAGGCUGCUGCUACAAACUCUAAUAUUGUUCAUGGUUCUAUGGCAACUGAGAUCUUACUAGUCAAAGAUAGACCUAAACAG